Messenger RNA from Clunio marinus, 1790 nucleotides. The record is from the annotation of a GenBank genome assembly. Lineage: Eukaryota; Metazoa; Arthropoda; Insecta; Diptera; Chironomidae.
AAUAUUUUGUUUACAUCCAUUUGUUAUUGAUUCAUGAAAUAUAAAAGAAAUCAAAAAUAAUAUCAAAGAAGUAGAAUAAAAAGAUUGUAUCAAUAGACAAGAAAAUAAAAAUUAGUUCUGAGAUGAAUGUACAGUUUAAAAAUCAUACGGAAUUUUUAUCAAUGAAGAAUGAAAUAAAGAUUCUUAAAGACAAAGUACAGUCCUUAGCUGAAGAAAAUAUUGCACUACGUGAAAUUAACGUGCAGUUUCAAUUGGAAAACUUUAAACUGCAAAAGAAAAUUGAUUCAUUACAAAAUUCAAGACUUGAAGAAUGCUCACAAAUAGAAUAUGAUGAAGAUGUGAGAGAGCUUAUAGAAGAUGAUGCUUAUAAUGAUCCUACUGCAGAAUAUUUAGAGCAUGAUUUCGUUCUACCUCAAACAUCGACAGAAGAAAAGAAUUCUCUGCUUGAAACAAGCAUUCCACAAGACGAAUCAAAAAAGUUUUACCAUGAUGAUUACAGUUCGGACCAAUCAUCAAUUAACGAAGAAGAUAAUAUUAUAGAAAAUUCAUUACAAAUAUGUAAAGCAAUCAACAAAACUAUAGAGAAUGAACAAAUUAAUGAAGAUUCUGAAACAGUAGAAAGUGAAGAAUCUUUAGAUCCAAAGGAUGCUGUAAAAAUUAUUUACACAAAAGCUGCAAAACGUGGAGUUCUCGACAAGAUCAAAUCAAUUCAACCUGGUAAAAAGAAGGACUCAUACUUUGUUAGCAAAAUUCUUGAUCUGUUCUUUGAUCGUAAAGUUCUCGCUCAUUCAUCUGCUAAGGGUCAAAAAUGUCAAAGAUACAGCAUACCAGCUCGACCUCCUUUGGAUCCUAGCAAUGUAGAGAUUUGUCGUAAAGCUUUCUCCUAUCGAUUGCAACGUGAAGGUCUUUCUCAUGAAGCACAUCAAAAACGCUUCAAAUAUUUUUAUGGAUAUGUCAAUUUCAAAAUACAAAAUUCGAGGAAAAUUUGCGCAACUUGUAUAAGUGAAGGUGAAGGUGAAGGCGAAGCUGAUCGUUUUAAAAAAUGCUUGCAAGAUUAUGCUGCGAAAACCGGACAACUCGACGCGUAUUGUGAAACUAAAAUUUCGGAGUUUAAAGAAAGCAUUGACGAUUAUAUCAAAAGCAUUUUAAAAAAGGAAAAUAUGACAAAAUGCGGAUGGAAGCUUUUUGAAGACAACAAAGUUGACGAAAUUGCUCUUAAUGCUUUCAUUCAACAAUACACAACUUCAACUAUCGACGAGAAAGCUCUCGUGAAAGAAUUUAAAAAGACUUUUAAAUAUUUUUUGAAAUUUGGAAGAACUUACUGCUUUUCUGAUCUUUACAUUGGAAAUGCUUUCAAUUACGAAGUCGGUGGAAGACAUCCAAAUUCAAGUUUAACUCAAGAGGAAACUUGCAUGAUGAAAUAUUUGAUCGACAUAAAUAUCAUCGACCCAAAGUUGUAUAACAUCGAUGAAGGAAUUUAUGCAAAUGAAAAUUGCGAGUCAUUGUUUGUGGAAUGGCGACAAGAUUUUCCCUGUCAAUUUAAAUCGUUCGUUGUUAAUUUUCCUGAUGAAAUCUUCGGAUUGCCUUCGACAAAAUUUCGUGAAUGUUGGCAUCAAAAACUUAAGGAACAAAAACUUAAGGAAAAAUAUAAUGAACUGCUAGCAUCUUACAAACUGUUGGUCACUCUCGGCUUAUCUGAAGUUCAAAUUCAAGAAAUUCGAAGCGAUUACAUCACUUUGUAUAAAAACUUUAUUAUCAACCUUUUUGAGUGCUUGGAAAAAAUAUUUUGA